This is a messenger RNA of Parathielavia appendiculata, 1485 nucleotides long. RefSeq lists its product as uncharacterized. Lineage: Eukaryota; Fungi; Ascomycota; Sordariomycetes; Sordariales; Chaetomiaceae. The transcript is spliced from 2 exons. Bases 1 to 1485 code for a protein of 494 amino acids. The record is from RefSeq and is a predicted model, not a curated record. Gene Ontology annotation, biological process: sterol biosynthetic process. Gene Ontology annotation, cellular component: endoplasmic reticulum.
AUGGACGACAAACCAGGAGAAGGAGAGGCGCCGGAUUCAUCAGGACCCAAGAUCAUCCGCCCCAUCCCGCGCCGGCCCUUCAAGCUUGCCUUCGCCAGCCCAACUCCUCCAGAAGACGACGAGGAUCGUCCCUCUCCGGGGCCACAAAUCAGCGCCAGCGACCUGCGCUUCCUCGCACCUCACCAGCACACCACCAGCACCCCGGGCAGCUGCAUCAGAGACGGCAGCACCCCGCUCAGCCACACCACCUCGUACCUCAACCUCACUUCUCCAACCCUAUUCGGAAUCUACUCGCCCUCCACAAUAGCUUCUUUCACUAGAGAUGAAGGCGACGACGACCAGGACCUGGAACAGUCUUAUUUCCCGGACGACCGGGACCUCGACCGGAGCGACCACGACACCAUCGCAAUAGGCACCAUCGCCGACAACGUCCCUUCGCCACAUCAUCCAGGCCUAGACGACGAAAACUACGAGCUCAUACGCGAGCGCUCCUCUUCCCUGCACCACUAUCCUUCCACCACCACGCUGCCGACGACACGCCCACGCCCACCACGGAAGCAGCGACAGCAAGUAAAGGGGGAAGUAGCCCUGCAACUCGCCCUGCGCGCGGCCCUGCUCUUCGUCCUGGGCGUCGGCUACGGCGUGCUGGUCACCCGCCUGCCGCAGCACAGCACCCUCGGCAGCGGCAGCGGCAGCGGCAGCCAGCACCUCCGCCUCACUGUCGCGUACGAGUCCCACUACCAGUGGGGCUACCUUGUGUUCUGGGGCGCCGCGGGCGUCGCGUUGGGGAGUCUGUUGCCGUGGUUUGAUCGGUUCUGGGAGGAGAGUGUGGUGAAGCGAAAGACGGCGGGCCGGGUCGUCAAGAUGGUACAGGUAGUAGGAGGCGGCGGCGAGGGAGACGGAGACUCUGACGGAAACGGGGCUGUUGAAGCCCCGGUGAUCGAGAAGUCCUCUAACUCGGCCGCGCCGCAGGCCGACUGGGCGCUGGUUGUGCGCGGCAUCGGUGCCUUCGUCGGCAUAGUCUUUGCCAUCCGCCGGCUGCCCUGGGCCUCGACCAUGCAGGUGUCGCUGACACUGGCCCUGGCGAACCCCUUCCUCUGGUACCUCAUCGACCGCUCCAAGCCCGGGUUCCUGCUGUCUGCCGCCGUGGGGCUGGCGGGGACGCUCGUUGUCGUGCUGACGGGGCUAGGGGUGCACCCGGAUGUCAAGCUGAUGCCUUCCCCCGCCUCUUCGGGGACGGGGCCGGCUGCCUCGCUCUCCGAAGUCCCUUCUUUUUUUCUCCUUGCCAAUAUCACGGGAACCGCCGGGUAUCCUGCCCGUGACGGUGGGACACUUGGUGGGUUGGCCAGCCAGGAGACGAUCGAGACCGUCAUCUGGAUGCUGAGCGUGCUGUUCUGUAGUUGCGUGUGCUUUGGGAAUAUUGGCCGGCGGCUGGCGCUGAACUCUUCUGCUGCGGGUAGGGGACGGUGGGGAGGGGUGAGGUGA